This is a messenger RNA of Xyrauchen texanus (razorback sucker), 1221 nucleotides long. It is a transcript of the gene lmo2, whose product is annotated as LIM domain only 2 (rhombotin-like 1). Gene Ontology annotation, biological process: positive regulation of transcription by RNA polymerase II. Gene Ontology annotation, molecular function: transcription coactivator activity; DNA-binding transcription factor binding. The transcript is spliced from 3 exons. Gene Ontology annotation, cellular component: nucleus. Lineage: Eukaryota; Metazoa; Chordata; Actinopteri; Cypriniformes; Catostomidae. Bases 457 to 936 code for a protein of 159 amino acids. The record is from RefSeq and is a predicted model, not a curated record.
CAACCCUUACAGUGACGUCGUGUUGUGGAGAUACAUUGCUUGAUGUAAAUUCUGACUAUAUUUAUUAUGCAGAUGCUCUGUGCUCUGGAGUAGCUACUAAUUAUACAACGUGGUUGGGGAACAUCUGCCUGUCACCACUUAUCAUUUAUAAACAACAUAUAAUAUGAGGACUCAGUGCACGGAGACAGAAAUAUAAUGUAACGUAAAGAAGCCACAUUCUGUGUACUUGGACGACGAGCAUGCUUGGAAUUUGGCGAAACAAAUUUUGACGUCUUCAGUAUACCAAAAGGCAGGUGCAUUUUUGCGCACGCUUGAAUUGCUUUUUUAACGCAGUUAAUUUUGCAGAAAACUGAUGUUAUUUCAGUUGUAAGCACCACAGACGGCGAAUGUGGGGCAUAUUUGACGACUAAGUGCGCAUAUCAGAUGCGGGAAUAAUCCCUGAACGACUUAUUUAAUAUGGCAUCUACAAUUGAGAGGAAGACGUUGGAAACGAACGAGGAACCAGUUGACGAGGUGCUUCAGAUGCCCCCAUCUUUGCUGACGUGUGGCGGCUGUCAGCAGAGCAUCGGGGACCGUUUCUUCCUCAAGGCUAUAGAGCAGUACUGGCACGAGGACUGCCUGAGCUGUGACCUCUGCGGCUGCCGCUUAGGGGAGGUGGGCCGCAGGCUGUACUACAAACUUGGCAGGAAGCUGUGCAGGAGAGACUACCUCAGACUGUUUGGUCAGGAUGGGCUCUGCGCUUCUUGCGAAAAGAGGAUCCGGGCCUUUGAAAUGACCAUGCGUGUCCGAGACAAAGUGUACCACCUGGAAUGCUUCAAAUGUGCUGCCUGUCAGAAACACUUCUGUGUAGGAGAUCGCUACCUGCUCAUCAAUUCGGACAUUGUGUGUGAGCAGGACAUUUUCGAGUGGACCAAACUUAAUGGAAGCAUGGUGUAGUUUUCUCCUAAAUCAUAAACAAUCUUUUAGCAUCUGCAACAAACCAUUUAUUCAAUCUAUUCAUAUUUUUACUCAAAACAAUGGGGAGGGGGGAUAUCUCUCUGGCUUAAGGAGCAACCACCAUGAACAUUUUAUGAAUUAUAUAUUUUUCUUCUUAUUUUUUGGUCUAAAUUAUUUUUAAUCUAACAUGGAAAAACAUUGCCACCAGCAACCACCAUGAAUAUUUUAUGAAUUAUAUAAUACUUCUUAUUUGUUUACUUUUUAAAUCUGGGGGUGGGGUGGGGU